UGGUUUGCAAUGGUUUGGUUAGGGUCUGGCUCUAUAGUCAGCCUCUAAGUGCUGGAAUUACAGGCUGAGAUCUUUCCUCCCGACGAAGUGGUUUCUCAUGUGUAAAUAGAAUGUCACAGUUGAAAGUGACCCCUGAUGCUUAACCAUUAACCAAGUCUAGAAAUAUUGUCUGUUAGUUAUUCCCAGAGUUGUUUGUUGAGCAGGGAAGACCAUCCAUAAUAUUAAAUAAGAGAUGGUGUAUGGCCCUGAAGCCUUUUUCUUAUCUGGGGUGGCCUAAUUUUUCUUGUCAGUCUAUCUUCCAAUUCUGUGACUGGAAGAACACUAUAGAUAAGGCCUUAUGGCCGUCUUUUUUGUUUGUUUUUUCGAGACAGGACUUCUGUGUAUGACAGCCCUGACUGUCCUAGAACUCGCUUUGUAGACCAAGCUGCCUUCAAACUCAGAGAUCCACCUGCCUCUGCCUCCCAAAGGCUAGGUUUAAAGGCAUAUGCCACCACUGCCCAGCUAAGUCAUUGUAGUCUUAUGGCUAGACUGUUCAAUAGUAGAUGUCAUAAACUUGUUAAAAACACAAAAAAGUUUAGAAGAUGUGAAAGUUCUGGCAAAAUCAGGUGGUAGUAUCAAUUCACAUUUCUCUUCAGUGGAGAACUCCCUGCUGCCUUUAUACUUGUAGCAUAAAGUAGACUGUAUGUCUCACAGGGUGACCUGAGUGUCCCCUCUACAAACAAAUGUAGUAAAAAGUCCUGUGAGUGCAAAUAGGGGUGAGAUGACUUCCAUCCUGCGAAGCCCUCAGGCUCUCCAGCUCACACUAGCCCUGAUCAAGCCUGAUGCGGUUGCCCACCCACUGAUUCUGGAGGCUGUACAUCAGCAGAUUCUGAGCAACAAGUUCCUCAUUGUGCGGACACGAGAACUACAGUGGAGAAAGGAAGACUGCCGCAGGUUCUACCGAGAGCACGAAGGGCGUUUUUUCUAUCAGCGGCUGGUGGAGUUCAUGGCCAGUGGGCCAAUCCGAGCCUACAUCCUUGCCCACAAAGAUGCCAUCCAGCUUUGGAGGACACUGAUGGGGCCCACCAGAGUAUUUCGAGCACGCCACAUGGCCCCAGAUUCAAUUCGUGGGAGUUUGGGCCUCACUGACACCCGAAACACUACCCAUGGCUCAGACUCUGUGGCUUCCGCCAGCAGAGAGAUCGCAGCUUUCUUCCCUGACUUCAGUGAACAGCGCUGGUAUGAAGAGGAGGAGCCCCAGCUGCGCUGUGGUCCUGUGUGGUACAGUCCAGAGGAAGGGAUCCACUGUGCGCUGGAACGGGAGGCCCGGGACCAGCCUAGUAAAGUCCUGUCGGUCCCUGAGGGGAAUCGUGGGCUGAAGGCACUGUCUCUCUUGGACCCCAUCACCUGUCCAAAGACCUAGCAUAUCACUGCUCAGCUGCUACAAUCUAGUUCUCGCUACCUCUUCUAUGGAACACUCAUGGGUAUUUGGGAAGGUUGGGGACUCCUCUUUUGUGUGUUGGGGGGGGGUACUGAAACAGGUUUCUCUGUAUAACAGCUCUCUCUGGCCAUUCCAGAACUUGUUUUAUGACUAGGCUGGCCUCGAACUCACAGAGAUCCUCCUGCCUCUGGCUCCUAAAUGCUGGGAUUAAAGGUUGUGCACCACCACCACCUGCCCAACUGGUGACUCCUCUUUCUGCAAGGAACUGUCAUCCUUCCUCAAGGUUACUGCCUGUUGACUAGCCAGGAAAGUGCAGUGACCAUGUAACCAGCAUUUGACCUGGCUUUUUAAAUAAAUUCUGUCCUGCUGCAUCCUCCAGGGCGGCAGCACUCCUGCACGAGCUUUCUUUGUCGUCCAUUGGACGUUGCAUCUGCCCUGGAGCCCGGUUUCUGGUCUGUGCGAACUGAAGAGAGUCAUGUAAGAUUCUCUCAGUGGGUUGAUAGAAUUGACUUACUGUCCUGUUAUGUAGGAGGCAGAAGCCUGGUAUUCCCGUCAUCUGCCCACCCCCGGGUCCCACAGAACUGACCCCAUAGUUCCUCUGACCUCCACAUAUGUCCCGUAGUAUGCAGGUAUGUGCAGGCAUUCACACACACA
Messenger RNA from Alexandromys fortis (reed vole), 2074 nucleotides. It is a transcript of the gene Nme6, whose product is annotated as NME/NM23 nucleoside diphosphate kinase 6. The record is from RefSeq and is a predicted model, not a curated record. Gene Ontology annotation, biological process: GTP biosynthetic process; UTP biosynthetic process; negative regulation of cell growth. Gene Ontology annotation, molecular function: nucleoside diphosphate kinase activity. The coding region runs from base 761 to 1402 and encodes 213 amino acids. NCBI's taxonomy places the organism in Eukaryota, Metazoa, Chordata, Mammalia, Rodentia, Cricetidae. Gene Ontology annotation, cellular component: mitochondrion. The transcript has 6 exons.